This is a messenger RNA of Nymphaea colorata (pocket water lily), 3135 nucleotides long. RefSeq lists its product as uncharacterized. Lineage: Eukaryota; Viridiplantae; Streptophyta; Magnoliopsida; Nymphaeales; Nymphaeaceae. Bases 2060 to 2809 code for a protein of 249 amino acids. The transcript has 8 exons. The record is from RefSeq and is a predicted model, not a curated record. Gene Ontology annotation, cellular component: signal recognition particle receptor complex. Gene Ontology annotation, biological process: protein targeting to ER.
GGUGCUAGGCAUUCAAUAGCUUUGAACCUUUAAGGAAGUGGUAAAGGGACUUCAUGAGCAUGAAAAUGCACUUUCGUAACAAGGAUCAAGGACCACUCACGUUGGAAGCAGCAGCUAAGAAGCCCCUGGAAGAAGUAUCGAUGUUAAACUUAAAACUCAUUAAGGGAACUGUUUCUUCCUUCCUCCUGUUGUCAGCAGAAGCACCUCUAGGCGACAAGAAUCACACCAGCGUGCAGUGAUCUGAAGUUGAUCAAGGAAGCCUAAAUCGUCUGCUUCAAGAAUUCCAAGAUGUCUUCACCCCCUCUGAUGGGUGAUCCCCCUAGCCGAGUUCAUGAUCACAAAAUUGAGUUGUACCAAGGCGCACCAGCUAUUAAACAAAGGCCAUACUGCUACAGUAGAGCGCAGAGGGAAGCCUUAGAAAACACGGUACAGGAAAUGUUGAAGAUGGGAAUAAGUGGACCCAACCACAGUCCAUUCGCGUCUCCUGCCCUACUAGUGAAGAAGGAUGGUAACUGUCAGGUUUUGUGUCAACUACAAGGGGCUCAAUGCCUUAACCGUGAAGGAUCGGUAUCUGAUCCCAGUUACCAAUGACUUGUUGGACGAACUCCAUGGAGUGUAUUUCUCAAAGUUGGACUUAUGGUCAGGGUAUCACCAAAUUCGUGUGGCCACCAAGGAUGUGCCAAAAUGGCCUUUCUCACUCAUGAUAGACAUUAUGAAUUGAACUAUCAUGCCCUUCAAGCUGAUGAAUGCACCAGCCACAUUUCAAUCUAUCACGAACGACAAUUUCUGCGCAAAUUCAUCCUAGUGUUCUUCGAUGAUACAUUGGUGUACAGUCGAGAAGAAGGGGAGCAUGUCCAUCAUUUGUGCAUAGUAUUAGAAGUGGUGAGAAGGAAUCAGCCAAGGGAAAAAAUGAACAAAUGCACGUUUGGGACCAGACAGACCUCUUAUUUGGGGCAUGUGAUCAGCAAAGGGCAGGUCAGUGUGGAAGAGGAUAAGGUAGCCACGGUUCGCAAAUGGCGGCAGCCACAGACGGUGUGGAGCUAAAAGCGUUUUGAGGAUUGACAGGCUACUUCUGCAUAUUGGUCUGGAAGUAUGGGUUAGUAGCAGCACCACUGAUUGCCCUCACCAAGAGAGAGCAGUUCUGGUGGGAUGAGAAGGCCGAGAAAGCCUUCAAUGCACUGAAGGAAGCAAUUACUACAGCCUUUGUGUUGCAGAUGCCUGACUUUAUACUCACAUUUGUGGUAGAAAUAGACGCCUCUAGUGUGGGAGUGGGUGCAGUGCUGAGCCAAAACCAGCAUCCUGUGGUGCAGCCUCUUACAGGCGUGCCCUAGGGUCCAUGGGCGAUCAUAGUGGAAACAAAUCCCCUUCCUCCUCUUUUUCUUAAUCUGCUCAGGGUCAAACAACAGACAAACGGCUUGGGUGAUGAAUCCUUCAUUGUGUGUGCAAAAAUAGUAGAAUUUUCUGCUUUUAUUGGGCUUUUGGGUCGGCUCCUGCUCUCCUGCCAAGCACGCCUUGCAGUAGUAAGUUGGUGAUAUUUUUCCUUUGCCAUUCGUGCCAUUUCGAAAGACUCUCUUAGGGUCCAUGGUUUUUGGGGCUGACCCUCUAUUCAGAGUUCUUCCUUUAGACCCCCACGAAAGCUCCAAUCAGUGCUUCCAUCGGCUACCCCUUCACCAUGUUAUUGACAUUCUCAACCGUUCCUGAUAUUCCCACACCGAUCAUGUCUGCCUGAUCUUUGAGAGCUCCACGUUGUAGUCCAAGUAGGUGGAUGGACCGAAACAUGCCAUCAAUGCUUCAGCCAAUGUUUUCCAAUUUGGUUUUCCCUGAUGAGCCAGCAUCCAUUGAUACCAUCUGAUAGUCAGACCUUCGAAAUAAAUCGCCGCAUGGUUUACUCUUUGCUCGCUGUGUACUCCUUGGCAAUUGAAGAACUGCUCCGAUCUAAGUAUCCAGCUCAAGGGGUCCUCUCUAGAAAACUUGCAGAACUCCAUCUUCACAUGUUUCCAGGCGUUUCCCCCAAACUCAGAAGCCUGGUUUCAACCCCAUCCAUUCUCUGUUUGAGUUGAUGCAUCCUCCCAUCUGCCGCUCCCAGCGCCUCCUCCAUCCGAGCAUGGUUCACUUCCAUCUCCGCCAUGGCCUCUUGGGCUGUCACGCGAUCUCCCAUGGACUCUCGGCCCGAUUCUUGAGGCGAGCAAAAUCCAAUACCAUAGUUCUAGCAGGCUUAAGCGGCAGUGGCAAGACUGUAAUCUUUUACCAGCUCCGAGAUGGUUCUUCUCACCAAGGAACAGUUACAUCAAUGGAUCCAAAUGAGGGGACUUUCAUCUUGCAUUCUGAAACUGAUAAAAAAGGAAAAGUCAAGCCUGUGCAUAUUGUUGAUGUACCUGGGCAUUCACGUCUUCGGUCAAAACUUGAUGAAUUUUUGCCAGAGGCAGCUGGGGUUAUUUUCAUUGUAGAUGCUCUGGAUUUCCUGCCAAAUAUUCAAGCUGUUGCGGAGUACCUAUAUGAUAUUUUGACAAAGGCAUGCAUUGUGAAGAGGAAAACUCCAGUGCUUAUAGUAUGCAACAAGACCGACAAAGUUACAGCUCAUUCGAAGGAAUUCAUCAGAAAACAACUAGAAAGGGAAUUGGACAAACUACGUGCAUCAAGAAAUGCUAUAUCUGCAGCUGAUAUCGCUAAUGAGUUGAUGCUUGGAGAACCAGGGCAGCCUUUUGCAUUUUCUCAAUGCCAUAACAAAGUGACAGUAACUGAUGCAUCCGGUAUGACUGGAGAGAUAUCUCAGAUUGAACAUUUCAUCAGAGAGCAUGUGAGACCUUAAGUUUUCAUCUUUCAACUUGGGUACCAGUUGAUUGAUUGUUCUGCAAUAGGUUUGAGGGUUGUGGACAGAUGCUUGUGCUAUUCAAUUUCUAACUUCUGAUCUGUUGUAUUAUCUUUUACCUUUAUUGUACAAUUAUUGAUAACUUUCUAACCAUUACAUUGGCUGUUUCAGUAUCCCUGUCGCCCUUCAUUUUAUGCCGAGUCACUUCUUUAGAGACUGACGGCUGACUACUGAGUGGUAUUCCAAUUGUUAAGCUUAAUGGAGAAAUCUGACUUUUCCCAAUCAAUGGAUUGUCUUUAUACUGAGUAAAAAUGAGUAAUUAUGCA